AUGGCCACCUCCUUCAUCUUGAGAACCCAUCGUUUGUUGCUGCUGCUCAUCGUAUCCUACACCAUCAUCUUGGAACUCCGUCCUCCCAUGAUGUCCUGGACCGGCCAUCGUUACCUCAAGAACUAUGGAACCUCCGUCGAUAACUACUACUACCUCCUAAUCCCUCCCUUCUGCAACAUCACCAGGAAAGGAGGAGGAUGGGUCAACGAGAUGUUCGACUCUCACGAGUUCCGCUUUCACUAUCUCGAUAUGGAAUGGAUAUUCGAGCCCCGCAACAAGACCGUCGUCCCCUUAGGCGUCUGCGAGGCUGAUAAGAAGAUGUAUUACGCCUAUUUGAUGCGUGUCUAUCUGUGCGCGACGAGACUCCAAUGGAUCGCCGCCGAUGUCGGCCACGCCGCGAAGGCGAAGGAGUGGAUAUUUCUGAAGCCCCUGUCGGUUACGAGCUUCGGCGGGCUUUUCGUCAUCUCAUGCCUUCAAAAACGUGUACUGUUUCUCUUUGCGUUGUUCUCCUGCAUUGCUGGGCUUGUGUCCUGGUGGUGCUCAAGAAGGAGAGAGGAGCAGACCAACGAAGAGGUGGGGCGAGGAGCAAUUCCCACACCGCAGUUUGAAGAACCUGCAAUGCCCCGGCGGUACCACUACGACGAACUGGCCGCCGCGACGGGUAACUUCUCGGAGAGCCAGCGGAUCGGGCAGGGCGGAUUCGGCUCGGUAUACUGUGGCUUCUUGAACGACGGCACGGGUCACAUCGCCAUCAAGGUGCUCUCGCCGGAGUCGUCGGCGCAGGGAAGGAAGGAGUUCGAGGCCGAGGUCAAGAUCAUAACCCGGCUGAGCCAUCGGAAUGUUGUGCGGCUGCUGGGCUGGUGCGAUGGCGAGAACGGCGGCCUCCUGCUCGUGUACGAGCUCGUGUCGGGAGGCAACCUCGACAAGCAUCUCCAUAGCCCUGACCAUCAUCAGCUCCUGACUUGGCACCAAAGAUUCGAGAUCGCCCUCGGCCUUGGCUGCGCCUUGCGCUAUCUCCACACGGAGGUAGAUAAGUGCGUCGUGCACGGGGACAUCAAGUCCAGCAACGUCAUGAUCGACUCGUCCGGCGCCGCCAAGCUCGGAGACUUCGGGCUGGCGAGGCUCCUCGACCACGGAGCCGAGCCGCACACUACGGAGACCGUCGCGGGAACCAUCGGCUACAUAGACCCGGAGUUCGUCAACAGCCGUAGGCCGUGCACGGAGUCCGACGUGUACAGCUUCGGCAUCGUGCUCCUGGAGAUCGCAAGCGGCAGGCGGCCGACGCCGCCUCCGGGGCAACCCUGUGCAGCUUCAGCUUCGGCGACGCUGCUGGGGCGUGUCCGCGAGAUGUAUGACCGGAACGCUGUCCUGGACGCGGCAGAUUCGAGGCUGAAGGGAGCGUUCGUCGAGUGGGAGAUGGAGCGCCUGCUCGUCACCGGGCUCUGGUGCGGGCACGCCGACAGUAGCCAGCGGCCGUCAAUGGUGCAAGCUAUGAGUUUUCUCCAGCCCGAAGAUGCAGAGCUGCGGGUGCCUCCUCCAGACGCCGCGACGCACGGUGGUUCGAGGCAGCUGUCAGUGGAGAUGAGCCACGGGUCCACGCGUUCAUCUGCUGCUAGUACAUACCACACUCCACCGGAUACGAGUUACUACCUACCGACACAAGAAUAA
This is a messenger RNA of Lolium rigidum, 1668 nucleotides long. Its product is annotated as probable kinase CHARK. Lineage: Eukaryota; Viridiplantae; Streptophyta; Magnoliopsida; Poales; Poaceae. Gene Ontology annotation, molecular function: ATP binding; protein kinase activity. Gene Ontology annotation, biological process: protein phosphorylation. Bases 1 to 1668 code for a protein of 555 amino acids. The record is from RefSeq and is a predicted model, not a curated record. Gene Ontology annotation, cellular component: plasma membrane. The transcript has 4 exons.